CAAGCACUCGCCUUGCUGGAGCAGCUGUAUCGAUGUCGACUACGUCUUGGCUAAUGCCAAUGGCGAUUGCGUCAUCUGUUGAAUGUGCAGGUGAAGAGUUGAUUGAUUCCCUCGGCUACUUAGGGGGAGGCAUGGGUCUAUAUAUAUCUCAUCUUAUGAAGCCCCUGGAGUCCAUCCAGCCACCAACAAUUCACAUCAUCGUGGAUCGAGAGUUCCUCCCACUUCUGCAUGAUUUCCGCCAGGAUGACCCACAUUCUGCUCCUCCAGGACGCUGACGCUAGUACAUUCUACGAUCAAACGCAUCGGCGGUCUGCGGACCAGCGUCAAGGGCUGACACGACGGCAC
Molecule: messenger RNA, 345 nt
Organism: Dissoconium aciculare CBS 342.82
Lineage: Eukaryota; Fungi; Ascomycota; Dothideomycetes; Mycosphaerellales; Dissoconiaceae
Exons: 1
Coding region: 33-275 (80 amino acids)
Source: RefSeq, a predicted model, not a curated record